AAUGUUUUUGUAUCUCAUCUAGUUUUAUUUACAAUACAACCAUUAAAAAUAAAGAAAUUGUUGAGUUACAAUUGUGUGGUGUCUGCCACAGGAAUAACAAUAUAUUUUCAUUUAUAAUCAUUAUUUUAAAAUGGAUACAUCUACUGCAAAGAAAGAAGCAUUUGAAAAAAAGAAGGUGAAAAAGAAAAUGAGCAAGGCACAAAUGCAAUUAGCAAUAAUUAAAAAGAAACAAUGUGAUGCUAAAGCUCUCAAGAUUGUUGAACAACUUUUAGAACCUAAAAUAGAUUCUCAGUGGCUUUUAUGCAAUUUAAGGUACAUUAACAGAAGUCAUAUGGAAGAUGUAAUUGAAGAAAGGGCUAUAGUAAAAUUAUGUGGCUAUGUUUUGUGCAAUAAUGCAUUAACAACUAUAAUUGAUCAACGAUAUCACAUAUCAACAAAAAAAAAUAAAGUUUAUGAUGUAACUAGACGUAAAAAUUUUUGUAGUUCACGUUGUUAUGGAGCUUGUAAUUAUCUUUUGGAACAAAUACUCACAAGUCCUCUUUGGUUAAGAGAUAAAGAAGAAAUACCAGAAUUCAAAGUACUACCAGUAAAAGAUGAAUUAGAAAAAAGUAUACCUGGAGAUGAAAUUCAUGUACAAGAUAUGAAUAUGGUAUUGACUCCUGAAAACAAGGAAACACAUGUAGAAAGUAAUACAAUUUGCAAGAAUUUAAAAACUAUGUCUGCUGGUCAAUGUUCAGAAGUUAAUGUAAAUAAUGAACAUAAUAUAGUAGAAACAAAUAAUGAAAACAUAGAAAUAAACAAUAUUAUUGAAAAAUCAGAUGUUUUUAGAGAGCAAUCUUUGAAAAACUUUAACAUAGCAUCUGAAGAUAUGAAAAACUUAACUACUAAUUUAGAAGAUAAAGAUAACAGUAAUAUAGAAAAUAAAAAAGAAAAAAGUAAAUUAUUUAAAACACUGGAAACAGAGGUCAAUAUAACCAUUACAAAACAAAAUACUAAUAUUAACAAUAAUGAUUGUAUACAAGAAGUAGAAAAAAGUAAAAGUACAGAACAUCAGCAAAAAAAUUCUAUCAAAGUAAAACAAUCAAAUGAAUUUUACAAUCUUGUAAUGCAUAUUGAACAUAGUAUAAAAGAAUGGAUUACUGAAGAUACCCUUUGUUUAUUAUCAGGAGAAGAAGAUGUUAAACACCGGUUAUUAGAAAAUGUAGCACAACAUGACAGAUAUUUACAUUUGUGUAAAAAAUUAAAUAAAUUACAAUUAGAAGAUGAUAAAGAUGAUCGUACAGAUUUAACUACAGAUACUUUGAAACCAUUACCUCAUUUGUCUGUUCUUCAAGAGGAAGGAAAAAAAAUGGAAUUAAAAGUGCGAGCAUUUUACAAAGGCACUGUGUCUAUAGAAAAUCCUGUGAAUACCACAGAAGAUAUUGAAAAAGAUAAUGAUUUUACUCCAGUAUUACCGUUAACGGAUGCACAUGCACCUAAAACACUUCGUCGUCGAAUUUUUUUAGAUAAACUUAGUAGAAUAUUGCCCGAUUUAUUAAGAGCUCUGUCUAGUUAUAAAUUACCACAAUACAUAUACAGUGAAAAAAGUGCUUUAAUUAAAGCAUUGGUUAAUACGUUUUCACUGUCCGCUGCAAAUAUUAUUUUUAAAACGGCAGAAUGGACUCUAGUAGGUCUUAUUAUUAUAAAAAUGUUGAGUAUGAUAGAUCCACAAUUAAAAGUUUUACUGUCGACCAAACAGGCAUCAAUGUAUAUUUCAAUGAUUUUGAUGUCAUAUAAGCUGGAUUCAAAUUAUUUAGAUAGAUUAGUGACAGAAUUGACUAAUAAUAUAGAUGUACCAAACGCGAACAAUGUUAAAAAUUAUAAUGCGAAAAAAUAA
This is a messenger RNA of Habropoda laboriosa, 1876 nucleotides long. Its product is annotated as putative RNA polymerase II subunit B1 CTD phosphatase RPAP2. Gene Ontology annotation, molecular function: RNA polymerase core enzyme binding; RNA polymerase II CTD heptapeptide repeat phosphatase activity. Lineage: Eukaryota; Metazoa; Arthropoda; Insecta; Hymenoptera; Apidae. Gene Ontology annotation, cellular component: nucleus; cytoplasm. The coding region runs from base 131 to 1876 and encodes 581 amino acids. The record is from RefSeq and is a predicted model, not a curated record. The transcript has 8 exons.